This is a messenger RNA of Menidia menidia (Atlantic silverside), 3299 nucleotides long. NCBI's taxonomy places the organism in Eukaryota, Metazoa, Chordata, Actinopteri, Atheriniformes, Atherinopsidae. The record is from the annotation of a GenBank genome assembly.
AUGGGGGUCAAUAUUAAACGAAAGUCCACUUUACCCAGACGGUCCAUGGCUGAUCAACAUGACUGUCAUGGUAUCAGUCGUCCUCCAGUGGACUCCGGAGCAACUGCCGGGCAGAGCUGGUUCCCUGGACCCCCUCCGCCCAUGUAUUCAUGCACCCUGACCCCUGAACUGGAGGCCAAGGCACGGGAGGAGCUCCAGGAGAAGCCAGAGUGGCGCCUCCGUGAUGUUCAAGCACUGAGAGACAUGAUUUUAAAGGAACAACCCAAUCUCAGGACUCGACUCGAUGACACCUUUCUGCUUCGGUUUCUGCGGGCAAGGAAGUUUGACUAUGACCGUGCCUUGCAGUUGUUGCUCAAUUACCAUGCAGGCCGUAAGGCCUGGCCAGAGGUGUUCCAGGACCUGAGGCCGUCCACAGUCAAACAUGUGCUAGACCUGGGCUUUCUAACAGUACUACCAAGGCCAGACCCCAGCGGGAGAUACAUUCUCUGUCUAAGACCAGGAAAAUGGAAACCAAAUGAUUAUCCAUUUGUUGACAAUGUGAGGGCCAUUUAUCUGACUCUGGAGAAGUUGAUCCAACCAGAAGAAACACAGGUGAAUGGCAUAGUCAUCUUAGCCGACUACACUGGAGUGGGAAUGUCACAGGCAUCCAAUCCAGGACCAUUUCUUGCCAAAAAAGUAGUGAGCAUUCUUCAGGAUGGCUUUCCAAUCAGAAUCAAGGCAGUUAACAUAAUUAACGAGCCCAGGAUCUUCAAAGGCCUCUUUGCAAUAAUCAAGCCCUUUCUAAAGGAGAAAAUGGCAGAGAGGUACGUUCUCCAUGGCUCAGACCUGCGCUCUCUGCACCGAAACAUUCCAGCUUUGGUUUUGCCAGAAGAAUACGGCGGCACCGCUGGUCGUUUAGACAUGAACGCUUGGUCCAGACUGCUGCUUGACUGUGAGGAGGAAUUCAUAGUAGAAUUCUGCCAGCCAGAUCCACUAGAGGGCGUGGUACUUCCAGAUUCCAUGCUGUUUGAGGGAGAGCAAGCCAGUGGGAAGGAUGACGACACCUUCAGGGGCCUGCGUUCUCAGUUAUACUACUGUUACUGAUGCACAGUACACACACACACUCCUGUCACUGAGAGGAUAUUCGCUGUUUCAUCUGAAACAUAGGACUUAAAUAGGGCAAGUUGCCAGCAUUGUACAUGAUAUAUUUUAUUAGCUACACAGCACUAUUGAGGAAAAUAAUUUUCAAUUCACUCACAAUCCAGCAUUCAAUAAUUGAUCAAAGGCAGCUCUUGGUUCUCUGGUGAAGAGGCUUUCGAUAUGAGCCUAUGCAUGUUAAGUCAUUGUUGGAGUUUAUUGUUACUAGUGUUCAAGGGAUAGGCUCACGUUUACAUGUUACAAAGUUUUGUGCACAUGUUUGUGUUAAAACAGGUUUCACUCGUCAAAAUUCUGAGAAACACUACAAUGUUCUUUUCUGGUAUGCUUUUGGAUGAAGAUCCAGCCCUACAUUAUGGCUGGCUUAUGAUUCAUAACAACUUGUUAGAUAAAAUGAGUGAGUGUCAUAAAACAAAAUGAUGUCCGCACUAAUAGCAGCUAAACAGAGAGAACAAACAUAGAAAUAUAUUUAAAAACAGUUAAUGUCACAUCAUAGGUUUGGCAACUGGAGGUUGCUCAGGAUCAAAUAGGCAUAAGCUGUUGUGUUGGAUGUUUGAAAAGAUCUUCUGUGGGAAAUUGUAUCUCUUAUCUUAUUUUAAUUUUAUUGGAAGAAGAUUUUCAUCUUAAAAGGAGGAUUCAUUACAGGAUAUAAAGAUAAAUGGCCAUUUGACCAGCAUUUAAAGACAAGUGAAAAACUUCCAUUUUGUCAUUUAAUACUGGUUACUUUUAAGUUAUGCUAUAGUUCAGUGAAUAUUCUUCAAUAUUUCAUAUUCCUCAUAAAAGAACCAUUGCAUUCUUAUUUAUGCUUAAUCCAUGUUCAAAUAUAUCCCCUAAAAUUCACCCAAAAACAAACCAUUUAAAUUACAACUACAACAUUGCCUUAAAUUGUUGUAAUAAUUAUGUUGGAAUCCUGAAAACGACAACAAUAUUCAUUCAUUUGAAUACAUUGGUUACUGUCUGCAAGAUGGCUAAGGAAGAAUGUACUGGUAAGGUUUUGGCUUUAUAUGUAACUCACAAAGUGUUUUAAACAGUGUCAAAGCUUUGAUUUUGUGGCCUAAAUGAUUUAAGUUUUGGGAAUUUGCCUUGUGAUUUUAUUUGAUUAAUUUGCCUCUGUUUGAUCACACAGUCUUAAUCUUUGGCCAUUGCUAAACACGACAGUUACAUGGGGAAUGAGUAAUUGAGGAUUGACUUUAUAAACAUCUGGUUUGCCAAAUAGUCAUGCCAAAUCUGAAAAAAUCGUUACGUCUUUUCUUCUUGCGUACACCAAAGCUAGCUCAGCAACUUUGGUUCACUCUUUUAUAUUUUUUAUUCCAAACAUGUACAUGCCUGUGACUAGAAGCUGUAUUUUGUUGCAGAAUAUUUAUUGCUGAUAAUGAUUACAGUAAAGUAAAGCUAAGAUAAAGAAAAAGCUAUUUGUGUCGUGUACAUGCUGUGGUUCUCAAAGGAUGGGUCCGUAUAGAAAAUAUGUGAAACCUUUGUUCUGAAUUAAUGCCAGGAUUGCUAUUCAAAAAGAAAAAAAAGCCAAACUUUAAAAUGCACACAAGACAAAGUUAAGUUGUGUAUCAAAUUGGUAUAAUCAUAGUUUGUUAAUCUUUCCCACAGUGAGAAUAUUCUGGCAGUAAGACUGAAAAUUGCAUCAUACUGUAAGAGACUUUGUAAUAGAAACACAUUAGGCUUUAUAAACAAUGAAGGCCAUCCACUACCAUAUAUCAGCCAACGCAGAGAAGUGUCUUUAAUAGCCAUAGCAGAGAUAACAGCCCGGGGGUUCCAUAAAAUCUUUUUUCUAUAGGCUCUUUCAUUUUUUUAAAUCGUACUAUUAUUCUUGCUUUCUCAUAUCAGACUUGCAAAGGGUUUGGAACCCAAUCCAGCAGACUGUAUACCCUGGACUGAUCACUAGUCCAUUACAGGGCUAACACAGAUGUAAAAAAAACAAUUAUGCAAACUGGCACUUGUGAUGAAACAGAUAAGUAACUAACCUGCUCUAUUGUGUGUUUGAUCUAUUGGAGGAAAUUCUAAUAUCUAGUUAAAAACAUAGACCCGAGUGAAUGUUUAACACACUAAUGAUUUUCCUCAAAAAUUCUAAAGUGAGUAAGUUCUUCCUAUGUGUCAUUGUGAUCUCAUAAGCUAAAUCCAUGCCCUAUUGUCAGUGUGCAUUGUGAUUCUGA